CCUCCAGAAUUCAGCCUUUUCUGACUUGGGGAAGAUUCACCAGCAAUCAUGUCACCUGAAGAAAUGACCUACUUGAUGGUGCUUCUCGUCUCCAUCCCCAUUGGUUUUCUCUUCAAGAAAGGGGGGCUGAGGACCAAGAAGUUUGGAGGGGCAGCUGCAGGGCUUUUGCUUGUGCUGACUACCUGCCACAUCCACGCCCUCCACUCACUGGUCACCAUCCUCGGGACAUGGCUUAUCAUCAGUCUCUCUCCCAGGUCUUGCCACUACCUGACGCUCGGUUGGACAUUUUCUUACCUGCUCUUUUUCCGCACUGUUGCAUACUUCGGUUUCCCAGACCCAACACCAUACACCAAUGCCAUACAACUCUUGCUCACUCUCAAGAUGGUGAGCUUGGCCAACGAAGUGCAAGAAUUCACCCAAGCAAAGAAGCAGGAAGUGGCAUCAUUUAGCAAGUCUCCUGUGAUUGGCGUGAUCCCCAAAAUGCCAGGACUGGUGGAGAUCCUAUGCUACAGUUAUUGCUAUGUGGGGCUCAUGACAGGCCCGUUUUAUCGCUACCGUACUCACUAUGACUGGCUGAACCAGCCCGACUCAUCAGCUAUCCCCAGCUGGCAACCUCUGCUUUCCAGAUCUAAAAUGAUCCCCAUCUUUGGGGUUGCUUUCCUGGUGGUCUCUCACUUCUUUCCCCUUGACUACGUCCGAAGCGACACCUUCUACGAGCGAGGACUUCCUUUCCGCCUCUUCUACAUGAUGCCCGUCUUUUUCGUCUUCCGCAUGCGUUUCUAUGUGGCCUGGCUGUGUGCCGAAGGUGCUUGUAUCGCGGCUGCCUUUGGGGCUUACCCGGUUGCUACCAAAUCCCGAUCAGGCGGGGGCCCCACUGUGGAAUAUGAGCCUCUCAGCAGAUCAGCUGAUGGGGAGGCGUUGAGCAUCACCUAUGACUAUGAGACAAUUAAGAACAUUGACCCACAUGGCACGGACUUCUGCGUCAAGGUAAAGGAUGGUAUGCGCUACUGGAACAUGACCGUACAGUGGUGGCUGGCACAGUACAUUUACAAAAGCGCACCUGUUCGUUCCUACGUCAUGAGGAGUGCCUGGACAAUGCUGAUCUCUGCGUACUGGCAUGGGAUUCACCCUGGCUACUACCUCAGCUUCCUGACCAUCCCACUUUGCCUGGCGGCUGAAGGUGCAAUGGAGAGCGGCUUCUUGAAACACCUCUCCCCUGCAGGGCGUCUCUACGGCGACUGGGUGCAGUGGUUCUUGAAGAUGCGGGCCUACGACUACAUGUGCAUGGGCUUCGUGCUGCUCACCUUUGAGGACACCGUCCACUACUGGAGCGCCAUCUAUUACUGCAUCCAUAUCGGGGCUGUGGCCUUCUUCCUGCUGGGAAAGCUGUUGGAAGGUGGCCGGAGGGACCGGAGCGGCUCUCCAAAAGGCAGAGAUGGAGCUGUGCAGAACCCCCAGCGGAAGGAGUGAUGGGGCCAAGGCAAGGGGUGGCCAGUAGAGGUCGACAAAGCCCACAAGGUGGGGCACUCCCUGGAGUCCUGGAGACCGGGGAAGCGACACAAGACUCUCUCUUUUGUUUUUGCUUCUCCCCACUGUUGAAAACCAGCAUUAGAGGUCCCUAAAUGGAAACCAGCCCUCUCAGCACCUGCUCCCCUGCUAGAAUCCUGACACACACACACACACACAGAGUUGUCAUCUGCAAUAACUCUCUAGGCAUCCUUCUUUCCCCAGGAAAAUCUUCCCUUCUAGUCUUUUUGCCUGUUAGAUUUUAUCUUUUGGCUUCUACGCUGCACCCAGCAGUCCUGACUCCUAACAGCUGCCUGCUGUAAAAGGUUUUGUUUCUUUCCUCCCCAAACCUCAAGCCAUUUUUACCCAGGAGCAAGACAGGACCUUGUAGGAAUGAGCUGGUCUCUUAAUUCUUGCCUGCUUCUUCCAAGCUCCUGGCUGGUAUUUUUUAAAAAAACAUGUGUUUUAUAUAUACAUAUAUGUGUGCGUACGCACACACACAUACACGUUCUACAGCUGUAGUCUCCGAAGGUGUGUUUUUGGAGAGGGAGUAGGCAUGAGUGAACAGUAAAGUUCAGUCACCUAAUGGGGGGGAGGGGUGGUAAAGCCACAGCUCAAGUGUUGACAACUACAUGGCAUAAUGGGCUUGUACAAACCCCCGUCGGCCUUUCUGUGCCCUGAAUCAAUGACCCCUCCCCAAGCAGGGGUGAGGUUCUGGGAGCUGCAUUGAUGCAUCCGACCCUGCAAGAGGACAGCUGGCUUGCCUUUCAUUGACAUAGAAGGGAACGAGGACUGUAGUGAAAUUUCACAUACUGCCAAAGACUGGUUCGAGCGCUGCAACUGUAACAGCUGAGCCAUGGUGGUUUGGGCCUUCGACUGCAGAAUUCAGUAUUAAAGAAGCGCAGGUGAUGCUUGGGGUGGGGGCUUGGACAGAAUACGGUUUGUGGACGUUGAAAGUGGGGGGGGGUUUAUGUUACAGAAACAAAAUUGUAUCAUCGGCGUCAUUUUUGCUUCCCUCUUGGGGGGGAUGGAAGCUUGAGGAAGUUAAAGAAAACCUGAUCUGGCUUGACUGCAACCGUACUUCAUAGCUAAGGCUACUGUAGCUGGGUUGGGAACUUGAAUGAGAAAUAAAAGUUUGGUAAUGCUUGUCUUUUCAA
Molecule: messenger RNA, 2663 nt
Organism: Heteronotia binoei (common prickly gecko)
Lineage: Eukaryota; Metazoa; Chordata; Lepidosauria; Squamata; Gekkonidae
Gene: MBOAT7
Product: membrane bound O-acyltransferase domain containing 7
Exons: 7
Coding region: 49-1470 (473 amino acids)
Biological process (GO): phosphatidylinositol biosynthetic process; lipid modification
Cellular component (GO): mitochondria-associated endoplasmic reticulum membrane contact site; membrane
Molecular function (GO): lysophospholipid acyltransferase activity
Source: RefSeq, a predicted model, not a curated record